AUUUCUCUCUAUAUGUAUGUCUCUGCGAAAUGAUUCACCAACACCUACCAAAAAAAAAACACAAACACCCCCAAACUUUUCUAAAUACAUUUAACAUGAAGAAGACAAAAGAGCUAAAACGUAUGUUUUGCUUCAUCAUCUUCUUCUCGUUCUUCUCCUUCAUCACAAACAACAUGGCCUUUCCUCUCUCUACAAAAUCUCAUUGGAUCAUCGACGAAAAAGGGCAAAGAGUGAAGCUGGCGUGUGUGAAUUGGCCAUCACAUUUGCAGCCUGUGGUGGCGGAAGGGCUGAGUAAGCAACGGGUAGAUGACUUGGCCAAGAAGAUACUUGAAAUGGGUUUCAAUUGUGUUAGAUUAACUUGGCCACUUGAUCUGGCUACUAAUGAGACAUUGGCUAAUAACGUUACUGUGAGACAAUCUUUUCAAAGGCUUGGUCUUACUGAUGACAUUUCUGGUUUCCAAACCAAGAACCCAUCCAUGAUUGAUCUUCCCCUCAUUGAAGCUUACAAGAAGGUGGUAGCUAAAUUGGGAGACAAAAAUGUGAUGGUGAUAUUAGACAACCAUGUGACCAAGCCAGGAUGGUGUUGUGGCUACGACGACGGCAACGGUUUCUUUGGCGACACUUUCUUUGACCCUCUAAAUUGGGAGACAAAAAUGUGA
Molecule: messenger RNA, 659 nt
Organism: Camelina sativa (false flax)
Lineage: Eukaryota; Viridiplantae; Streptophyta; Magnoliopsida; Brassicales; Brassicaceae
Source: RefSeq, a predicted model, not a curated record